AUGAGCAGCAACGAUAAGCAGCAAGAAACAAACUUUGCUAUUAAUUUCUUAAUGGGUGGUGUGAGUGCGGCAAUCGCUAAGACCGCCGCCUCACCCAUCGAGAGAGUCAAAAUCUUGAUUCAAAAUCAAGACGAAAUGAUCAAGCAAGGAACUUUAGAAAAGAAGUAUUCCGGUAUUGUGGAUUGCUUCAAGAGAACUGCAAAGCAAGAGGGGCUAAUAUCCUUUUGGAGGGGAAAUACUGCCAAUGUUAUUCGUUACUUUCCUACUCAAGCUUUGAACUUUGCCUUUAAAGAUAAAAUCAAGUUAAUGUUUGGUUUCAAAAAGGAGGAAGGUUAUGGCAAAUGGUUUGCAGGUAAUCUGGCCUCUGGUGGUGCUGCUGGUGCUCUUUCGCUACUAUUUGUUUAUUCUUUAGAUUUUGCCAGAACAAGAUUGGCUGCCGAUGCCAAAUCCUCCAAAAAGGGCAGCGCCCGUCAAUUUAAUGGGUUGAUUGAUGUUUAUAAAAAGACCUUAAAAUCUGAUGGUAUUGCAGGGCUAUACAGAGGAUUCAUGCCAUCAGUAGUGGGUAUCGUGGUUUAUAGAGGGUUGUAUUUCGGUAUGUUUGAUUCUCUCAAGCCACUGGUGCUAACUGGUUCAUUAGAUGGUUCAUUCUUGGCUUCAUUUUUAUUGGGCUGGGCAGUUACUACAGGUGCCUCAACAUGUUCUUACCCAUUGGACACGGUGAGAAGAAGGAUGAUGAUGACUUCGGGUCAAGCUGUGAAAUAUAAUGGUGCCACAGAUUGUCUUAAGAAGAUUGUGGCAGCUGAAGGUGUGGGGUCAUUAUUCAAAGGCUGUGGGGCAAAUAUCUUGAGAAGUGUUGCCGGGGCAGGUGUUAUUUCCAUGUAUGAUCAAUUGCAAAUGAUAUUGUUCGGUAAAAAAUUCAAAUGA
Molecule: messenger RNA, 924 nt
Organism: Saccharomyces paradoxus
Lineage: Eukaryota; Fungi; Ascomycota; Saccharomycetes; Saccharomycetales; Saccharomycetaceae
Gene: AAC3
Product: ADP/ATP carrier protein AAC3
Exons: 1
Coding region: 1-924 (307 amino acids)
Biological process (GO): mitochondrial ADP transmembrane transport; mitochondrial ATP transmembrane transport
Cellular component (GO): mitochondrial inner membrane
Molecular function (GO): ATP:ADP antiporter activity
Source: RefSeq, a predicted model, not a curated record